GUGCCAAUGACAAUGGGAAAGUCUGGCGGAAAGCUCUGAAAAGGGUGGGAGAAGCCACGGCGAAGAGCGGUGCUGUUGUGGAUAUACAGGACAAGAAGUGUUGCCAGCUCUCUGCUCCAGUGAGUCGUAUGGCUUGAAGAGUGGAGCUGGAACCUGGCAUUUUUACCUUCAUGGAUCCCCUGAACGUGUCCUGGUACAAUGAUGACAUUGGCAACAGGAACUGGAGCAAGCCUCUCAAUGGGUCCGAUGAAGACCAGAAGCCUCACUACAACUACUACGCCAUGCUUCUCACACUUCUCAUCUUCGUCAUUGUCUUCGGCAACGUGUUGGUGUGCAUGGCCGUGUCCAGGGAAAAAGCCCUUCAGACCACCACUAACUACCUGAUCGUGAGCCUGGCUGUGGCAGAUCUCUUGGUGGCGACUCUGGUGAUGCCCUGGGUAGUCUACCUAGAGGUGGUCGGUGAGUGGAGAUUUAGCCGAAUCCACUGUGACAUCUUUGUCACCCUGGACGUUAUGAUGUGUACUGCCAGCAUCCUCAACCUCUGUGCCAUCAGCAUUGACAGGUACACCGCGGUAGCAAUGCCAAUGCUUUAUAACACACGCUACAGCUCCAGGCGCAGAGUCACUGUCAUGAUCUCCGUGGUCUGGGUCCUGUCCUUUGCCAUCUCCUGCCCACUUCUGUUUGGUCUCAACAACACAGACAAGAAUGAGUGUAUCAUUGCCAAUCCUGCCUUUGUUGUGUAUUCCUCUAUCGUCUCCUUCUACGUUCCCUUCAUUGUCACCCUGCUGGUAUACGUACAGAUUUACGUAGUGCUCCGGAAACGCAGGAAGCGCGUCAACACCAAGCGCAACACCCACGGCCUGGACUCUGACACGCAGGCACCGCUGAAGGACAAAUGCACUCAUCCAGAAGAUGUGAAGCUCUGCACUAUCAUUGUCAAGUCCAACGGGAGUUUCCCAGUUCAUAAGCGGAAAGUGGAGGCAGUGAAUCACAUGGAGGAGAUGGAGAUGGUGUCCAGUACCAGCCCCACUGAAAAAACCAAACACAAACCAGCCCUGCUGAGUAACCACCAAUUGGUUAUGCCAGCCACUUCCAACCAGUGCAUCAAUUCCACCCUGGAUUUGCCCUUGGACAGCCCCACGAAAGCGGAGAAGAAUGGGCAUGCCAAAAACAACCCAAAGACGGCCAAGGUCUUUGAGAUCCAGUCCAUGCCCAACGGCAAGACACGGACUUCCCUCAAGACCCUGAGCAGGAGGAAACUCUCGCAGCAGAAGGAAAAGAAAGCCACCCAGAUGCUAGCCAUUGUGCUUGGUGUUUUCAUCAUAUGCUGGCUCCCCUUUUUCAUCACCCACAUCCUGAACAUGCAUUGCAACUGCAACAUUCCACCGGCGAUGUACAGUGCCUUCACAUGGCUCGGGUAUGUCAACAGCGCCGUCAACCCAAUUAUUUACACCACCUUCAACAUUGAGUUCCGCAAGGCCUUCAUGAAGAUCCUCCAUUGCUAAAUAAAGCCGCAGAGCAAGAUGAUGCCAUGCACACACCACAUACACACACACAGGCGAGUAGGGAGUCAUGAGGAAGCCUAGUGUUCUUAUAUAGGGCCAUAGGCCCAUGGUGUUAAGACAGUGCCAUGCCUACACACCCUUAUAGCUGGGACGUAAUGGGUGGCUUCAAGAGGGAUGCUCUCUCUUAUUCUUAAGGUGACGUGGACUCCGAGAUCAACCCAAAGGGCAGUUUUAAGAGGUACUCUCACACUGUGUUUGAAGGUACAGAAGCAAAAACUAAGACACACUCAUUUGAUACCUGCCUGUGGCCAACUGACCUCCAGUGCAUUAAUUGUGGACAUGAGCAGAGCCAGCGGUGGACAGUGAUUGGUCACUGUGCUGGCUGCUCACAUGUUAAUGUCAUUGAUACAAUUCUCACCAAAGACACCGACAUCUUUUCUGCUUCGCAAUAGGAGCCAGAAAGCCAGAGCUCACAGGAACUCCAUGCAAUGGCUUUGCCAUCACCUCCAGCUGACCAGUCCAGUAUCAAACGGCUGAAGCCUUCAGAUAAAGACUUAGAGAAGUGCCAACUGGGCUAAGAUGGUUCUGCCAUCAUACAAGAUCUGAUAUCUACAGACAUAUGGAUCCAGGGGAAGUGGGUGCAGGAGGAGAAUGGAAACCUGUAUCACAUAUGGUGUCAUAACACAAAUGUAAAUAUGAAUAAAUAGGAUGAAUUGAACAGAAGCCCAAGCCAAAAAAAACAUAAAUAAAGAGAAAAAAAUAAAUAAAUGACACCUUGUCUUGCAUGGUACGUGCGUGCUAUGAUUCAAAGGGUACCCAUCGUCACCAUUCAAAGCC
This is a messenger RNA of Mauremys reevesii (Reeves's turtle), 2342 nucleotides long. It is a transcript of the gene DRD2, whose product is annotated as dopamine receptor D2. The transcript is spliced from 8 exons. The record is from RefSeq and is a predicted model, not a curated record. The coding region runs from base 171 to 1505 and encodes 444 amino acids. Gene Ontology annotation, biological process: adenylate cyclase-inhibiting dopamine receptor signaling pathway; adenylate cyclase-activating adrenergic receptor signaling pathway. NCBI's taxonomy places the organism in Eukaryota, Metazoa, Chordata, Testudines, Geoemydidae. Gene Ontology annotation, molecular function: dopamine neurotransmitter receptor activity, coupled via Gi/Go; G protein-coupled receptor activity. Gene Ontology annotation, cellular component: presynaptic membrane; glutamatergic synapse.